Molecule: messenger RNA, 2295 nt
Organism: Frieseomelitta varia
Lineage: Eukaryota; Metazoa; Arthropoda; Insecta; Hymenoptera; Apidae
Product: sodium/potassium/calcium exchanger 4-like
Exons: 6
Coding region: 180-1793 (537 amino acids)
Biological process (GO): calcium ion transmembrane transport; intracellular calcium ion homeostasis
Cellular component (GO): membrane
Molecular function (GO): calcium, potassium:sodium antiporter activity; calcium channel activity
Source: RefSeq, a predicted model, not a curated record
CCGACGAUGGUUAAAUAGAUAAUAACAAUGUCUGAAUGAGCUUUAGGAAGGGAGCGUAAUCAGUUAAACGUAAUGUAUCAUAAAUGCGCAGACCGCUUCUCAAAAAGUAGUUUAACGUAUUUCAGCAAACAACACGCAUAUAUAUGUACUUAGAUCAGAAGUGAAUACCCGAAGAUUAAAUGAAGCGCGAAAUGCAUAUACUUUUAUUGAAAAGUUGUACGUAUAUUGCUGUAUUAUCGAUAUGGUUACCGGUUACUUACGCGCGUCUUGCAAACGAAUCGUUCCCGAUUGUCUUGCCAAACGAUGUCGAAGUGCGCGACAUGAAUCAACUGAUACUGACUACGAGAAACAGAGUAGAAACGAAGCAAAUAACGACAAACGACGAAGAAGAAUCUGAUAGAAACGAAAUGAAGGAAAACGAGAGAACAAUGAACUGCACAGAUCGUUCUAUAGACGAUUUCCCGCAGGAUCUGUUCACGUACGAAGAACGUCGUCACGGAGCGGUAGUGUUACACGUUUUUCUUGGAUUAUAUUGCUUCCUAUUGACGGCGUUCGUUUGCCAUGAUUAUCUAAUACCUGCUGUCGAUCGCAUAUGCGUUAGCAUGAAUAUAAGCACCGACGUAGCUGGAGCGACGUUUCUCGCAAUGACCAGUUCCUUUCCCGAAUUAUUUGUGAACGUAAUUGGUACUUUUCUAACGGAGUCAGAUCUUGGUGUUGGCACCGUGGUCGGUAGCGCGGUAUUCGACACGUUUGCAACUCCGGCUUGCGGAGCGUUGACUGCUUUUUCCGCGAUUUCCUUAGAAUGGCGAAUAUUAUCGCGAGAUUGCACAAUGUACGUGAUAUCUGUUGGAACAUUGGUAGCAAUAAUGUGGGAUCAACGGAUUAAAUGGUACGAAGCGAUGAUAUUGUUAAUAUUGUUCUGCAUUUACCUAAUUUUGCUGUUUUGUGGCAAAGGUAUUAGAUUAUGUUGCGGUACAAUCUUUCCCUCUAAUUCCGAAUCAACGACGGAGUUCUCUAACGUUGAUGAGAAAUUGCCCCGCAAUGGCUCGUAUAAACUGCGCGCUUUGGAUAAUGUUGUUUAUAAUUCUAAUUUGGAAAGUCAGCAACAAGGUGGAAUAGGCGAUCUUAAAAAUACCGAGAAAUUAGAGAGUCGUUCUGUUUCUGAAUAUUUAUUUACUUGGCCAAGGGAACGAACUGUGAUCGCAAAAUGUUGGUUCCUGUUUUGCUGGCCAUUGAAAUUUUUGCUAUACAUAACGAUACCAGAUGCCAGGAUAGAACGAUUAAAACAUUGGUAUCCACUGACGUUUAUCAUGUGUCUGAUUUGGGUCGGUAUAUCUUCUUAUUUAGUCUCUUGGAUGACGACGGUUGUCGGUGAUACCAUAGGUAUUCCUGAUUCUAUUAUGGGUCUUACAUUUCUGGCAGCUGGUGGAAAUAUGCCGGAAAUUGCAUCCAUCGUAAUUUUAGCCAGACAAGGGGACGGAAACAUGGCGAUGAGCAACACGUUAGGAGCAAAUAUUCUUGAUAUUUUGCUUUGCUUGGGCUUACCGUGGAUGAUAAAAUGUCUAAUGAGAGGAGAAGACGUAGAGAUCAUAUCAGGAUCUAUAUCCUACAGUGUACUUUCAACUGUUGUUUGCAUAGUGAUUCUCUACGUAGUUAUAGCAUUUUCCAAUUUUAAAUUGAACAAACAAGUGGGAAUCAUAUGUCUGUUGGUAUACACGAUAUUUUUAAUAUUCGCUAUUCUCGUGGAACUGAACGUUUUCUAUUUGGUGAAUUUACCAAUGUGCGAUGAUUAAUUCUCUUCGCAUGCACAGUUCGUGUAAUAUUUUUUUGCCCGUUCUCCGUGCUAUAGGAUUCUAAUCGUUAAUCUCACAAAUCUCAUUAAUCUCGACAAUUUUAUUAAUUUUGUUAAUGGAAAAGGAGAAACAAUUUCCUAAAAAUUCAAAUAUCAUCUAUUCAUUUCCUUCACGUGUAUUAAAGACGUUAUAUGUAGAAUACUUACGAGACUAUCGUAAAUCCGUCAAUGAUAGCAAAGCUAACGAUUAAAGAUCGAAGCUGCGACAGACAGUGAAAAUUGAAACAAAAAAAAAAAAAAAAAGAAACAAUAUAGAUACGACGAACAACAAAUAUAUACUUAAAUAUGUGUUUAUGAUAUUAACUCAUCACAAAGCGGAAUAUUUCGUGAGUAAUAUCUACCACACGCGCAAUAAUCCGCGACUAGUGACUAAGUUUUAUAUUUAUAUAAAAUAUAAGUGUGAAUUAAGUGUAAUUUACCGGUAAACUGUGUAGUAAGCUGAA